Pomacea canaliculata is the source of this 6116-nucleotide messenger RNA. Its product is annotated as coiled-coil domain-containing protein 180-like. The transcript has 38 exons. The record is from RefSeq and is a predicted model, not a curated record. Bases 144 to 4853 code for a protein of 1569 amino acids. NCBI's taxonomy places the organism in Eukaryota, Metazoa, Mollusca, Gastropoda, Architaenioglossa, Ampullariidae.
UGGUAAUGGCGUCCAAAAUGGCGCACUCCUUGUGUACUUCCAAGCUUCGAAGAAAGGAUAGAAAUAAGCAGUGUAACACAUUUCAUAUGAUUUAGAAGUCACCGCUAAUUUAUUGAAGUGUGUGGUUAAGCAUCAGACAUAAAAUGUCGGAGACUAAAUCAAUGCGUGUAGUCCCUAGUGGGAAAAUAUAUCGACAGAUGUUUGACGCACAGCUCCAGCUGAGCAAGAGUUUGACAAAAGUAGUGUCACAAGACAGGCAUCUCCCAGAGAUGAUGAGAAUAUCAUCACACAAUUUACCAGCAUCAGCCCCAGUGUUCCGCCUCACUCGGGAAGAUACUGCCCAUGGGAUCCUGACAAGACGCCAGCACACCUGGGUGGAAGCAUUUCCAAAUGAUCCAUACACAGAAAACCCAAUUCUUUACAAGCAAUACAAAGAAUUUGUACGCAGACAGUUUGGGAUUUCAGAGAACUUUGAAGCUGGAAUAGAUGUCCGUUCUCUUCCAGAUAUUGUUGUCCCAGCCAAACAAGGAUCAGAUAUAAUUGAAAGAAUAACCGCAAGCAGGAAAGAAAGGCAUGAAACUGCAGUGGAAGAUAUGCACCAGGAACUGUCUGUGAUUAGUACUGAAACAGAACCACAGAUAACUAGAGUGAGUGAAGAGACACUGCAGAUGCUGGCAGAAGGUGGUGCUACAACUGCUGGCCUGCUGGCCCUAAUUGAAAAAGACGAGAACCUGUUGACCUACAGCCUGGAUGAUUUGAUCUCACUGUGGAAGGAGGUGGAAAAUUCCACUCCCUGGCACCGUGAGUUGAUACAGCAGCUGGACAUGAAGCUAAACGAGAUUGAAGAGAAGCGCAUGGAAAGGAUCCGCAGAGUGUUUCAGGAAUAUUCAGAGACGCUUAAGAAGAUCUCCUACCUUUUGACCCCUGACCUUGAGCGACUUCUGGACAGGGAAUCACAGGUCAUCAAUCAAACAUGCCUCAGCAACAGGCGGGCAUAUGCAGACCUCUUUGUGCGGCUUAUGUCUGCAGACUUGGAACGCGAGAGAACACAGCACUCAACAUGGUGUCAACGAGUGGAGGACUGGCAGAUGCUUAGAACUAACAAAGCUGUUCAGAGUUUCAGGGACUUUAUGCAAAGUGAGGAUAUCGUGAAGCCUCCAGGUGUGGAAAAUGUGCGAAAGUUCAUGAUUACAGAGCUGGAGAUUCUGAACUCACAAAGACUAGAGUUUAUCAGUUCCCUCAGAGAUCUCAAACCUCCAGUCUCGACAAAGUCAGCAGUUUACACGUGGAGACAACAGAUGAAAAAAGUAUCACAGGAAUUAGAAUCUGUGAGUCAGAUGCAUCUGACCAAACUGUAUGAGGAAAUGGAAAAAGUUUGCCAGUCAUGCUUGGAGAAGAUUGAAAACAUUAAGAGAUCCAUGCUGGAGGAAGGCAUAGUCACAGAGAGUAAGGCUCAGCAGGUGGUUGAGGAGCAGAUGCUGCCUCUUGUAGGAGAGCAGCAGAGGAUGUUUGAGCAGAAUCUAGACACAAUGGAGAAGUCAAUAGCAGAACACACAAAGAAGAUGGAGGAUGCCGUACACUCGAUGUUCAAGUAUGCUCAGGGGGUUGCCCAUCUCUGGGAUGUACAUGAGAUUGGUCUGGCAAAACAAGAGCGUGCCCUGCAGGAAAAACUUGAUGACAGUCGCCACGAACAUGACUAUGUAAAUCAGGAGUGGGAAGCCAACCUUGACAUUGUGAUGGACCGCAUGCGACAAGAUGCAUCAGAAGAAGCUCUCCGGGACAGCCUUAGCAAAGUCUUUGACAUGCUGGAGAAGAUACAAGAGUUUUAUAAAGAGUUUCAUCAAAGCCAGAAGAACAUUGUCCACAUGUAUCCAGACAUGGUUCAGUCAGAACUUAACAAUUUUGAUCAAGCCAUUUGCACCUAUUUCUCUUUGGAUCGUACCCACCCUGAUGACAAAGCCAAAGCAGAGGAGGAGUUGCGUCCACAGACACCAACAGAACCAGUAGAGACAGAGGUCUCCAGAAAAUUUGGAUCUGUAACACCAGAGCAGACUCGUAGAAUAUCUCGUUCAAUAGGCAAGACAAAGGCAGUGGAAGAGGCUCCUCCUAAAGUCACAAAGCCUAUUGCUAUGGCUGUGGCUGAGGUGCUGUCCACAUCGAAAGGCACCACAUUCUACGUUCUGACAGUGGCCGGAGAGCAUGGCAUUCCUGAGGAGGACCCACAAGAACAGGCUGCAGAGCACAAGGAGCAGCUGGACUCAGAUGUCACCGAAUCUGAUGGAACUUUCCUGACAGAAAUGCCUGUCGGGUCAGAGGUGAAGGACACCAUGCCAGAAUAUUUGAAAGCCAUCGAUAUGUCCCCAUCGUUUUUGGUAGAUGUGAAGAAAAGCAUCCGCAUGAACUUCCUGAAUUUUCUGGAGACUUGGUGUGGAGAAGCCAAGGAGAGAGCUCUUAGUGUAGUUGUAGCCAAGUGUGAAGAACUCAACAGUGAGCUGGACUUGCGCCUUCAUUUGCAUCAACCUCGUUCUCGUCGGGCAGAAUAUGAUGUACACAAUGUCAGAGCAGCUGAGUUGGUGAUGCAUGCGGAGCGAGUAACACGUCACUGUAAGGGAGUCGAUCAGUCACUGAGUGAGCUACGGGCCCGCUUCGUUGCCAUGUCUUUAGAACACAACAAGCUGGCCACCAAGUUUCGCCACGACAUUGAGGCUCUUGAAGUUAUCUUCAUCAAUGCCACAAAGUCUUCACGUCUGGUGGCGCUGCAAAAUCAGCUGGCAGUCGAGCUCGACAAAUUUAUGGCUGUGAUAAGAACAUCUUUGCGCCAGUUCCGUCAGCAUCUGGAUGAGACACUGCAGAUGCUGAGAGAUUCCAAUGCCAGAUUCAUUAAGUCCUUCAAACUUUUUUCAGAGGGAGGCAACUUCUGCCCAGAAGAGGUUGAAGAGUACAGGAAGCGAUUGGAGAAAAUGUCCCACAGGGUUGAUGGAGCAGAAGGCUCCAUAAUGUCAGAGCUGGAAGGCAUGGAGUCCAAACGACUGGAAGUUGCUAGCAAAGUGGCCAGUGAAUUUGAGGAUCGGUUCAAGAGCCACAUGUUUGACCUCCUUUUUAUGGAGCAGAUAGCCCGCUGGUUGACAAAUACUCAGGUGAAGAUCAAAUGUGAGGUGGCUGCCAGCAACGCGCAGGCACAAAAUCUGGACCGCCACCUUGAUGACCUAGAGCACCGGAUUGAUGCAUACGAACAGCCACGCUUUGACAAGGAGCAAACUUCACCAUCCCAGCUAAAUGACUUUCUGAAGAGUGUCAUGGAGUUGUUUCAAAAGCGCUGUGGAUACCUGAACUGUAAGCUAGAAGCCGGUCGUCCUCAGUCCUGCGUACCACAGAUAGGCUUGCGGUCCAGACAGCCCAGCUAUCAGUGGUUUGGUUCCAAGAACACCUUGUUCAUGUCCUCCAAGGUUGGCUUUUCAUCUGAAGGCCUUACAUCAGGCAGCAAACCUGGAAAACCAUCCUCUGAGGAUCCUUCAAUCAGUGUCAUUAAAAGCAUUUUGAAGACUCAGAAGUAUAAACUUAUAGUCGGGGCAGAUGCUGAAGCUGAAGAGCUAGCCUCCACUGGCAUGGCUGCCACUCCUACUAGUGGGAUUCCAAUGGAUGCUACUCGUGAGAAAAACAAGUCAGCUCAUUCCCAAGCAUCAACCCGCGUUAAUGAAGGUGAAAAACCCACAGCCAGCAGGCGCCCAACCCUACCAUCUCUUUCUUCUGAACCAGGGCGGAAUUUAGGCCUCAAGCGAGGCAGCAAGACAGGAAAGCUGGACAAAUCACGGUCAUUCUUGUCAGGAGAAGACGGGGUGGAAGAGAACCAUUUCCUGGGCUUAAUCAUGAGCAUACUCCGUGAAGCCAUGAGUGGUCUCACCACAACAGCAGAGCUGUACUAUAAACAGAAGGGUGUGCGACCAGUGACACGCCCUCAAGUGCUACAGGAGACUUUUGAGCAGUGCUCUGAAGUCAUAACCCAGAAACUACAGUCUUACUACCAGCAAGCAGAUGACUAUCACAAUCAGUGUCUGCAAGAGUUUCGCCAGCAGCUCUCAAAAAUGGAACACCUUACUGCCCGUGUACCACCUAUCAUCAUCAAGGACAUGCUGAAACAACAUGUAGCAAGAACCAUGUCUGAGCAGGAUGCCUUACACGCUAAGUUCAAGAUGUUUCUAGAAGAAAGCAACACAAAAAAGAUAAAGCAUGAGAACAAUCUUCGUCCCCAAAUGGGCCACCCUCACCAGGCUCCUGAGCUUGAGGUGCUCUGUGAACUGGAAACACAGCGGCAUGAAGAACACAUGUUGGCCAUUGCUGAACACAUCAAGAGCUUGAAGACGUCCACUGAAUCUAAUGCCAAGAUGCUGUUGGAGGGCCUUGUACAGCUAUCUGAACAGCAGCUGCUGCAGUACGAUGAUCUGUUGGUUGUUGAUGAAGUGGACAAAGGCCGUGUUGAGCGAAAACGGCACCCAACUAUUGAAUUGAUUCGGCGUAAAAUGACUGGAGAGGCUCUUGAGGAAGAUCAAGAAGAGAACCCCCUUCCUCGUGGAAAGGGCAACUGGCUAGGAUUUCCCAGCAACCAGCUAGUGCUGGAGAACCGCCCUAACAAAAUCCAGCUAACGCCUGCAAUCAACACAGCAAAGAUUACAUUAGGCCACAGCUCAACCAUCAAGGCUCGAGACAUGGCCUAUGAGGACUACAAAGUUUUGUUUGAGAAGACAUUAGCAAGCAUUGAGGAAGAAGAGAAAAAGUUUCUACAGGAUGAGGAGCGGUGGGCUGUUAGCUGGACAGCUUCUAUCCAGCACAUUAAAGAUCUGUAUAAAACACCAUAAUAUCUGCAACUCUUCAGAGCCUCAACUGGACUAGGAAAUUUGAGCUGGAAGGAGGCUAGAGACUGGACAAUAAAUACAGCGUAAUGCAGCUAAAAUGUGUAAACUACAGUGCUCGGCAUCUUCAUAUGUAUCUUAACAUUAACUACUUUUGAUUUUCAGAUUUUGUUUUCCAAUAAAAAGUUCAUGAUAGUCCAAAGUAUAUUUUCCAUAAUUUGAGAUUACGGUAUUUGAAAAACAUUCCUAAUAGCACAUCCUUUUUAUUUAAAAUAUUAUGUCAAAUAGCUUUUGUGCAAGUUUUGACUUACAUUAAUCUCUCUCCUCCCCCCAGCCACCACCAAUACUUUCAAAUCCAAGAACCACCUUACAUACUUCAUUAUUAUGAUAUAGACAUUUACUGAUAAAAAUGCACCAUUUAUUAAAAUCUAAACCCCCUUCCACCAAAAACAAAAGAUUUUUGUGCAUUCUUAAGUAUUCAAGAUGCCUCAUGACUUCCUGAUGCGACUUUUCUGGCAUGUAUUAACAUUAGAAUUUUUUUUAAACAUCAGUGCUCGCUGCAUCAUAAAUUUGAAAUCAUUUCAUUGAGUGUGGAGUUUAAUCCUGGAAUGAUGCUAAAGAUAAACAAAUUCUUUUUCGAACACUCUGCCUGUGAUAUACUAUACUGUGUUACUGUUAUAUAAUGUCUUUUUUCUAAAGGACGAAUAAUUAAAUACAUCCCAUUUCAGUUAAUGACUGGAGAGUUUGCUUCUUUUGACUGUUUGGCUUGCUGGAUUCUAUGGUUAGAGUGGGUGUCAAUUACAACUUUGCAGAUACUUUUAAAUGAUACUUUUAAAAACACCAACAAAAAAUUAUAUAUUUCAUAAACAAAUAUUAAGACACAUAAAAUUUUUAAGUCUCUCUUUAAAGACAAAAAAAGACUUUUAUCUAGCAAAGCAACUUAACAAAAAAGACACUUUGCUAGAUGGUCUUUUCUGAAGUUUCCGACAUGAAAGAACAUGGAUGCAACAGUCUUUUCCCAGUUGUGCCCUUCAAAGUCUAGUAAGAUCCGGAGCUCCAACAUACGAAGAACUGAGAUUUAAAUUUUUUUUAACUGGACAGAAAAUGCAGUCCUUAAAAUCUAACAAUCAUUCAUAUUUUAAUUUACUAAACUACUAAUUUAAUAUUCCCCCAUUUACAUUCAGUCAAAAUCUUACUCAGCAAGAUUCAAAAAAACAAAACUGAUGCACAAAAGAUAAAUAACAUGGCUGACAUGUCUGAUGGAGUUGU